This is a messenger RNA of Manis javanica (Malayan pangolin), 3148 nucleotides long. RefSeq names its product FYN binding protein 2 (gene FYB2). Gene Ontology annotation, biological process: integrin-mediated signaling pathway; protein localization to plasma membrane; T cell receptor signaling pathway. Gene Ontology annotation, cellular component: plasma membrane. Lineage: Eukaryota; Metazoa; Chordata; Mammalia; Pholidota; Manidae. Gene Ontology annotation, molecular function: protein binding. The record is from RefSeq and is a predicted model, not a curated record.
UGAGCUUUUAAGAAGCAGGAAUUGAGGAUUGGGGUUCCAGCACCAGCUAUAGGAAAACAGACAAAAACAAACAAACAAAUAAAAACACCUUAUAGUCAGCCAGACCUGGGUUCAAAUUCCUGAUUCUUCUAUUUACUAUCUGUGUGGUCGUGGGUAGGUAAUAGGAUCCCUUUGGGCCUGUUGUCACCUUCUAAAUGGGAAUAAUAGCGCUUCCCAAGGGCAUGGUAGGAUUUAAGUACCAUAAUGUAGCCAAUGCUUGACAGUGCCUGGCCAAAACGGGCGCUCGGUUUGGCAGCUCCCUUUUGAGCCCCCACCAACCCCCCUGCGAGUUUAGGCACACUCUGCCUCCUUGGGGCCUCGGUUUCCCCGUGGGCGUGCAAGGUUUCCUGGGGUCAAGCAGCGGUCCGCAGGGCGGCGCCGGGCCGAGCCUGUUGGUGACGGAGACGGCACUGUCCAGCCUGGGCGCCCUGCACUAACAGGAGCGGUGCCACCCCCGUUCCUCCGCGACUCCGCCGGGCACGGGGCAGAGGGAACGCCCCUGGAGAAUGCCUGGCCGGCUGGCCUGCGGGAGGGCCGCCUGCUGAGUGUUUUCGGACGGAAGGCUCCUCCUCCCCCCUCGCAGGUGCCCCGUCCUGCCAAGUUCGGCGGACGGAGGCCGGUGUGCGCCCCGCCGGCGGCUGGGAGGCUCCAGCUUCGGGAGAGGGAGGAGCCGCCGCCCAGGUGGGGCAGGUGGGAAGCCUGCACUCAGGUGUGUCCGGAGCCCGGGGAAGUGAUUGCUCCCUGGACGGCGCAGGCGGAGCAGAGCGGACUCCUGGCCCCAGGAUCCAGCUCUGGGAAGCGGGGUUUGUUUCCCAGACUCUGCCUCGGAGGAAAGCCAUGGAAGAGGAAGCAAUAAGAAGCUUCAAGGAACUUCGAGCCAAAUUUCAAAAGCUUGAUGCACCAUCUCUUCCUGGGCCUAUUAAAUUUGCAGCAGGUGUUUCUCAGAAGAGGGACAUUGGAACCAUACAGUCAACAAAGAUUUUGGCCAAUGGGAAGCCCCUUUCAUCCAACCACAAUCAGCUCCCACAAAACUGCUCCAGUGAUGAACUCCAGCCUCAUAAGCCCCCAAAAAUGAAGUUGUCCCAAAGGAGCAAGAUUCAGAAAUAUUCCAAUUCUCCAGGACCUCCAGAAAGGUCUACUGGGUUUGCGGUAAAUUCACAGACAGGUUCUCUGCUAUUAGACACGAAUCAGCCCAAUGCUGAGAAGAAAGUAAUGGCAGCUAAUAGUUUCAGAGACAAGCUCUGGAACUGGGAGCAGGUUUCAUCUCAGAAAAGUGAGCUGUCAUCAGCCUUCCUCCCUGCCAAUUGUGGAAGUAGGGCCUUCCACCUGGAAGAGCAGAAGAGCACAGGGCUCACUCUAAAGGAGCCCAGGAAAAGGCUGGACAUAAAAGGAGGCCAGACCCUUCCUUCCCAGAGGCACCUGAUGGCCCAAAGAAAGUCACCUGAUCUCUCUAAAGACCCUACCUUCCUACUUUCUCAAAAAGGCAGGAAGGGCCUAGAAAACCCCAGUCCUAAGAAGAGCCCAGCGGGGAGCCCCUGCCAGCCUAUCUAUGAGAGCGAGCUCACCAGCCAGGCCCCAGAAAAAAAACUGGAAGACAGGCAUCACCAGCUGCUCAAAACAAAGCCACUGCCUUCUGUUGGGUCUCUGGGUCCUCCUCCCGCAAAGCCUCCCAGACCCCCAGGGGUGAAGCUCCAGGCCUUCCAGAGGCGGGCAGCUGCCGCUCCAGAGACCCACGGGGAAGCAGCUGUGGAAGACGGCUACCGGCCUCCAGAGGGUGUUGAAUUUGAAGAACCACAUAAUUAUGAGGCGACAAUUUCAUAUCUGAGGCACUCUGGCACCUCCAUUAACCUGUGUGCCGCAAAGGAAAUUGCUGAUUCAACUUAUGAAGUUGAAAUUGAAGAACUCCAAAAGCCUUGGAAGACUUUUCUCCAUCAAGAACUUAGCCCUAAACAUGAAGAUAAGAAAGUGGAGGAAAAAGAGCCAUGUGAAUUGGAACCUCAGAAAACAGAAAAGGAUCUACAUUCAAACCAUCUUGUCAAGGUGGAUGGCAAUGACAGGACACCUGGAAGAAUCCAGAUGAUUGAAGCCCACAGAGGCAGGAGGAGCAUGCUGGCCCGAAAGCAGGAAGCUGCAACUGAUGUCAUCCAGACAAAGGCCUGCCCCCACAACCUGGAGCUGGCCAGGCACUCCCAAGGCCUCUGUGAGUAUGUGAAGGCCUUGGAGGUGACUAAGGAAACCCCAGGCCAAGAGGUCUGUAAACCAGGUUCCACCUCAGAGGAGACAUACGAUGAUGUUGAAUACCCCAGGAGACAGGGACCAAAGUCAGACUUCUCUAACUCAUUUGCCUCAGAAAAUAAAGAAAAUAGUGAAGAAAUGUAUGAAGAUGUCUACAAAACAAAGAGCAACUACUCAAAGAUAGAUUUAGAUGGGAAAGAAACACUUAAAAGACUACAGAAGUUCUUCAAGAAAGAAAAGGAUAGAUUUAAAAUGAGGAAAACCAAGUCAAAAGAAAAUUUAAGCAGUUCAUUUUCCACUUCACUGCCUAAUUUAGAACUUAGGUCUCCGGAAAUCCUUAUCUAUGAUGAUGUGGACAUAAGUGAAAAGGAAUCAAAAGAAGAAGAUAAACUAAAAACUUGGAAGCCCAAAUUUUUGAUGCUAAAGGAAAAAAAAGAGAAAAAAGGUGAAGAAUCAGAAAGAAAUUUCUUCAGAACCAAGAAGCAAAACUUAGAAAAGACCAGAAUGAAAAGAGAAGAAAAACUUUUUAGAGAAAGAUUUGAGUAUGACAAAGAUAUUACUGUCAUUAACACAGCAGUGGUGUGUUCCAAUAAUUCAAGGAAUGGAAUAUUCGACUUGCCAAUAACUCCUGGAGAAGAGGUAGAAGUCAUCGAUAUCACCAAAGAAGAUCUAGUGAUAUGUCGCAAUUCUAAAGGCAAAUAUGGAUAUGUACUAAUUGAACAUCUAGAUUUCAAGCAUGAAGGUUGGUUGCCUUAGGAAAAUCAAGAGCAAAUAGUACGGCCUACAUGAGCGAGAACUCACUCUUAAGAUCUUAGUCCUGCCUCACAGCAGUUUACAUGUCCAAAUGAGAUGUUGGAAACUUUCAUUAGGAAUU